GGGAAGCCCCGCAUGAAGGUGCCGCCAUUUUGGAGUCUGAUGUACAGGAGCCGAGGCGCUGCGGAGUCUUCAGACUCUCUCUUUUAUUUUUUUAAUAGUUAACAACAUUUCUCACCUUUUCCUCGGGAUUAUAUUAAUUUUCCGUUCGCAGCUUCUGGUUAAACAGCACAGGAUUUGUGACACCAUGGCGUCGGAUCACGUGAACGGGAACGGCACGGAGGAGCCCAUGGACACGUCCUCCACACACUCGGAGAACUUCCAGUGUUUAAUACAGGCCGGGUUACCUCAGAAAGUCGCUGAGAAGCUCGAUGAAAUCUACCUGGCAGGCCUGGUAGCACACAGUGACCUGGAUGAGAGAGCUAUCGAAGCUCUGAAAGAGUUUAAUGAAGAGGGAGCGCUCCAGGUUCUGCAGCAGUUUAAAGAAAGUGACCUGUCUCACGUGCAGAAUAAAAGUGCCUUCCUUUGUGGCGUGAUGAAGACGUACAGGCAGAGGGAGAAACAGGGGACCAAAGUUACAGAAUCCGGCAAAGGACCAGACGAAACCAAAAUCAAAGCUCUACUCGACAGAACCGGCUACACGCUCGAUGUCACUACAGGACAAAGGAAAUACGGAGGACCACCACCCGAGUGUGUGUACACAGGCCCUCAGCCCUCCAUCGGCACAGAGAUCUUUGUGGGGAAGAUCCCACGGGACCUGUUUGAAGAUGAACUGGUGCCCCUGUUUGAGAAGGCAGGGCAGAUUUGGGACCUGCGGCUGAUGAUGGACCCUCUGAGUGGGCUGAACCGGGGAUACGCCUUCAUCACCUUCUGCACUAAGGAGGCUGCACAGGAGGCAGUGAAGCUGUAUAACAAUCGUGAGAUCCGCCCAGGGAAACACAUCGGUGUGUGUAUAUCUGUGGCCAACAACCGCCUGUUUGUGGGUUCCAUCCCCAAGAGCAAGACAAAAGAACAGAUCCUUGAGGAAUUUGCCAAAGUCACAGAGGGUCUGAACGAUGUGAUCCUGUACACCCAGCCAGACGACAAGAAGAAGAACCGUGGGUUCUGUUUCCUGGAGUAUGAAGACCAUAAAUCGGCAGCUCAGGCUCGGCGGAGGCUGAUGAGUGGGAAGGUGAAGGUGUGGGGUACGCUGGUGACGGUGGAAUGGGCCGACCCCAUCGAGGACCCUGACCCUGAGAUCAUGGCCAAGGUGAAGGUGCUGUUUGUGAGGAACCUAGCGAACAACGUAACUGAGGACAUUCUGGAGAAGACCUUUAGCCAGUUCGGGAAGCUGGAGCGGGUGAAGAAGCUGAAAGACUACGCCUUCGUUCACUUUGAGGAGCGAGACGGUGCUGUGAAGGGCCUGGAGGAGAUGAAUGGGAAGGAGCUGGAGGGAGAACCUGUAGAGAUUGUGUUUGCAAAGCCUCCUGAUCAGAAGAGGAAAGAACGUAAAGCACAGAGACAAGCUGCCAAAACUCAAAUGUAUGAUGAGUAUUACUACUACGGCCCCCCUCAUAUGCCACCGCCCCCUCCCAGAGGUCGUGGUAGGGGCGGAGCCCGAGGUGGCUAUUCGUACCCUCCCGAUUAUUAUGGUUAUGAAGAUUACUACGACUACUAUGGUUACGACUACCAUGGUUACCGCGGCGGUUAUGAGGAGCCUUACUACGGCUAUGACGACUUCCAGGGGCGGAGCCAGCGUGUUCCGAGAGGCGGACCCAGAGGAGGACGUGGGGCGGGGCCUCCAAGGGGUAGGGCUGGAUUUCCCCAGCGUGGAGGUGCAGGAGUGGCCGGAGGAGGCGGAGCAAGGAGGAGAGGAGGCGGGGUUCGAGGGCAGGGAAAGACCUCAAGAGCAGCGCUGACAAACGCCUCUGAGUGAAGAGCAGCUCAUUAAAGCGCAGCCUCUUCUCAGACGACACCAGAGGACACGGCGGUAAGAGGCUCUUCCUGCCGUCCAAGUCGUACUUUCUGCCUUACAGACACACACACACACACUCACACACCUUGAGCCAUGAGUUCACUUUAACACUUCCUGUUGUCCGAACCAGUGCCUUGUACACUACAUUUUGCGAACCCUGUGCACUGUGACUGCUGCACUGUGUCCCAAAUCAUACACCCUUACACACUAUAGCCACAGUUGCCCUACCAUCGGUCCACUGCGUGUGUCCCCCAAACUACACACCUAAUGCAGUAGAUCUGGGCCAGCGUUGGUCCCCUGGGGACGUCCCCUGGAGUUUACUUUGGGUUUGUCCCUAAUCAGAAUCUUUACUCACUACACAGGCCACAAUGUCAAAAAAAAGCACACGUUUAAUACACUAUAUAGUCCACCAUUGGUCUGGUGUGUUACAAAGCACUCACUCUGCUCACUAUAUAGGCCACUAUCUGUCUAUGGCAGCUGUGUCACAAACCACACACACCUUGUACACCAUGUACUUGUACCCAGUGCAUUGUGGGUAAUUUUGUCAUUGUGUGAACACUAAGCAAUGUUUUGUGGCACUAUGUAGUGAGCAGGGGGCUGUUUCGGAUGUGCUGGUUGUGUUUAAUUCUCCCAAAGAGCUGAACUGAGGAGUUUAUCUUGUUCUGUAAAUCUUUUGCACUAUGUAUAUUUGUUUUUUUUUUUUUUUAUUGUAUUUUGUUUCUUCUUUUUAAAUCUACAGAUUGUCUUUACUGCAGAUCUCCGUGGUAGUGCACGAGAUAGAAAGUGUGCACUAUAGUUUAUCUAUUAAAAUAGAUCCAUGUGAACAGAUCACUUUAGAAGUGAUGAGUGGAAUUUUACACAUUAGUGUGUUCUGUCUGUGGCACUUCACCUGGUGAUCUGCACUUUUAAAGGCAUGGUGGGGGUGGGGGGUUUACUGGGAUGUUUAUAUUUUAAUAUUGAUUAAUGUCUUAGGUGGCCUAAGCGGUGUAAAGUGGUUCUGUUGUGAACCUGAUUUAUGUUUUUGAUUAAUAGUGUAAAGUGGUCUUAAUUUUUUAUUUUCUUUUUAUUUUAUAUCUACCUCAGUGUGGAGGUCAUGUACAGACACUUUACUGAGCACACAGGGCUUUUCUACCGUUUCAUAAGCACUAUUUAUGCACAGGGACGACGGCCGGCCAUCUGUCUGCUGUAUUAUAGUUCUGUUAGAACGCCAUGGUCCCCUGCCCGUGUGUGUGCGUGCGUGUGAGAGAGAAACUCGGACGUCGAGUCUAAACACGCCUGGCCUUGGUCUCCUCUUGGAGCGUGUCAUUUGUAUUAAUCGUAUUUUUGGUGUCCGUUUUGUCAUAACACAAACUAGGUAGUAACAGUUAAACACAAUAAUGUGGUGUUUUUGUUUGGCAGGGUGCUUAAUCAGACAUGCACAACUGGCCCUGUGUUAAAGGGUAAGUUCAGCAUCAGGACACACACUGAGUGAUUACUAGGUGACACUAGGGGGCAAUAGAACGCUCACCUACCCCAGCACCUUACCGAUCAUCAACACUAGCCUGGUUACAAAUCAUUUUACUUUGUACACACUUGUUCACUGUGUGUGAUGUCAUCAUGCUGGAUUUACUUUCAGGUGCCUCUUUAUUUUUCAUGAACUUACAGCCAUGUCGAUUGUGCAGUGUUUUAGCGUAGCAUUGUUAGCGAACAUGCUAGUGUGUCCCUGCUUUACCAGGGUGUAACAGGAGGAGAUGUGGGCUUCCUGUCAGACUGCCUUUGUUUUAACUCUUUUUAUUUAAAGACAUCAGAAAUCUGAAAUAAACUCUUGCAUUUUGGUGC
Tachysurus vachellii is the source of this 3709-nucleotide messenger RNA. It is a transcript of the gene syncrip, whose product is annotated as synaptotagmin binding, cytoplasmic RNA interacting protein. Gene Ontology annotation, molecular function: mRNA 5'-UTR binding. Bases 185 to 1852 code for a protein of 555 amino acids. Gene Ontology annotation, biological process: CRD-mediated mRNA stabilization. Gene Ontology annotation, cellular component: CRD-mediated mRNA stability complex; nucleus; ribonucleoprotein complex. NCBI's taxonomy places the organism in Eukaryota, Metazoa, Chordata, Actinopteri, Siluriformes, Bagridae. The record is from RefSeq and is a predicted model, not a curated record. The transcript is spliced from 12 exons.